Molecule: messenger RNA, 1164 nt
Organism: Caenorhabditis remanei
Lineage: Eukaryota; Metazoa; Nematoda; Chromadorea; Rhabditida; Rhabditidae
Exons: 6
Coding region: 1-1164 (387 amino acids)
Biological process (GO): innate immune response
Source: RefSeq, a predicted model, not a curated record
AUGACUACUCUGCGAGACAAGUUAUAUGCUGAGCGGCAACUUAAUAAACAUGCUUUUGGAAAUAGACCAUCAGUAUCUAGAAUUGAAGAUGAGCCAACAUCCAAUGAAGAUCCUACAACAGAGAUGGAGCCAAUCAAUAAGCAGAAUUAUUUCGCUUUGCUAAACCAAGUGGGCGAUAGUCAGUUUCGAAAAGUUAUUCUAGUAGGAUUACUUAAUAUUGUCAUAAUUGGUGUCUUUGUCGCUAUACUUUUCUCUCUCUUUUUCUUAAAUCACAAAGAUCCGCAUACUCCUCCUGAUAAUUUGUCCACAACAGUUUCGUCUGCUACUACUGUAUCUGCCCACAGUACUAAUACCACACUACUAAUACCAACUACUUCUGCACCAACUACUUCUUCACCAACUACUUCUUCACCAACUACUUCUGCACCAACUACUUCUUCACCAACUACUUCUGCACCAACUACUUCUUCACCAACUACUUCUGCACCAACUACUUCUUCACCAACUACUUCUUCACCAACUACUUCUGCACCAACUACUUCUUCACCAACUACUUCUUCACCAACUACUUCUUCACCAACUACUUCUUCACCAACUACUUCUGCACCAACAACAAGAACUGAUACAACAGUUCACUCACAUUCUUCUGUCACUACGACAAAACCUUACGGACGAUUUGAUAUGGUGAACAACUUGAAUCAAAGAAUUAUGGCAUUUGUUUCAAGCAACAGUUUUGGCGGUCUUCCGGAUCCAUCAGAGUCGAUUAAAGACCCGUCUGAAGGUAGUGCUGUAUUGGAUAUUAUUGAUUUUUUCUUCAAACAAGACGUGGCCUAUUGUGGAGCAACUCUUUUCAUAGUCACGAAACGUCUUCCUACAGACACUUAUACCUCUAACCAAGUAACUUUGCUCAAAACAUAUCAUGCUUAUGUCACAUUCGUUGUAUCUGAGAACUCAUUUGGUGGGUUGUCAUCAGAACCAAUGUACAGAUUGGCAAGCGAAACUAAUGGACUCUGUAUUUUCACGGAAGAUCGUAUGAUUACAGAUGUAUGGAGUAAUCGUCUAGUUUCUAAAUACACCGUUUUAUGCAUCAGACACCCACUUGGCUACCAUCCAUCUGGCCUUUAUAUUUGGUGUACUCGUUCAAUGCUGAAGUGUCAUAUGUAG